AUGGGUAGUGCCUACCACUGGGAAGCCCGGCGUCGGCAGAUGGCUUUGGAACGGAGGAAGGCGCUGAUAGCACAGCAGCAAGAACAGGAAGUAAAAAACGAGGAAGAGAAGAAACAACAUUCUGAGAAAAAAUCUCAGCCACCCCAGGAUUCAAAAGGGCCUCUUCCGCCACCACCACCACCUGCGCAGCCACCACCUGCGCAGCCACCACCUGCGCAGCCACCACCUGCACAGCCACAGGAGCAGGCAUACCCACAGCCACCACCUGGGCCAAAGCCACCAAAGGAGCAAGACCCUCCCACACAGAGCACCUUCAAGGACAAUCUCCAGAAGGAUACCCAAAGGCCUAGACCAGCAGGGGCCCAACAAGAUGGGGAGCAAUCCUGCAAACCUUGUGAUGGACCCCCAAUCCUUCCAGGUUAUGGUCUCACGAAAGCAUGCCAGUCUAGUUCUUCUAAAUAUUCCCGACUCACGUCGACUAAUUACAUCCAGCAGUGGUGAUCCAGAGAAGGACUCCAAGACCCGAUGAUCCCACAAAGCAAAAACAAAAGCAACCAAAAAACCUAAACAAAACCCAGACAGCAACCACACUUUCCACCCUGCAACCUUUCUACUCCAAAAAGCCAGCUGUAUACUUGGAGAGGAGGCUAGUUGGGAUUAAAAUGUGAUUUCUGGAAAGAACCAGGCAGCUGG
Molecule: messenger RNA, 693 nt
Organism: Phodopus roborovskii (desert hamster)
Lineage: Eukaryota; Metazoa; Chordata; Mammalia; Rodentia; Cricetidae
Gene: Ccdc200
Product: coiled-coil domain containing 200
Exons: 5
Coding region: 1-501 (166 amino acids)
Source: RefSeq, a predicted model, not a curated record